This is a messenger RNA of Lampris incognitus (smalleye Pacific opah), 1193 nucleotides long. RefSeq names its product protein FAM180A. The transcript is spliced from 3 exons. The coding region runs from base 324 to 830 and encodes 168 amino acids. NCBI's taxonomy places the organism in Eukaryota, Metazoa, Chordata, Actinopteri, Lampriformes, Lampridae. The record is from RefSeq and is a predicted model, not a curated record.
AUAAAGAGAUAGGGAGACAGUGCAUAUGGGGGGAGGGGUGAGGAGGUAAGAGAGCAGAGAGAGCAGUGGAGAGACUGAAUAAAGAUGACAGAAUAAGGAGAAAUGAUGGAGGUGUCCGAUGCCAUGAAGCAGAUGAACCCCAGUAGAGGAAUGACAGGAAUGUCAUCAGAUGGCUGUUUGUUUCUGAGCGCUGUUUGACAGGGACGCUGCACUACGAGCUGCAGUAGAGAGCUGAGCUGGAGUGCUCCUUGCCUCGUUCCAGUCUCAUAUUUGCAGCUUGGAGUCUCUCUUUUUAUUUUACUUUUUAUUUUUUUUGGCCCACUAUGUUGCCCUGGAAGGUGAUGGUCUUUUGUCUCUUCUACUCUUGCAUCCACACGUGUGACACACAGCGUCGCAACAAAGCUCUGUUUCCAUCUGUGAGAGUAAAGAGAGGGAUGCUGACGAUGCUGAACCCCACCUUCCUGAAAGCCAUUGAUGAUGUAAAUCUACUUUUUGAGAUCCUGCUGUCGGGUCUACAGUUUGGAGACAGCAGCAGACAGUUCUCAGUGAAUGACGCUGAACUGGCCUCUUUCAGGAAGACCAGAAAACUGGAGGUCAUCUGCGAGGAAAUAGUGCCAAGAAAACUGACAGACAUACGCAAGCUGACCGCCCAUCUUUCCAAUCACUUUGGUCAUCUACAUCAGGAAGAUUUUGAGCGUACGCUGUUGACCCUGGUGUACACUACCCAGCAGCUGGUCAAUUCCACCACUAACCACCAAAGAGAUAUUUGGGCCGAGUCCUUCGUCAGCUUGUUCAAAGCCAUCAAGCAGGAUUUGACUGGAACUGAAUGACUGGAUACCGUUGCUGUUACAUGAUCGCUCCAUGCUGAGGUUUUACACCACGCAGAAUAAAUAUUCUUUACGGAAAACAUACUGAUUCUGAAGCAGGACUGUGAGCAAAUGUUGCUGCAUACAAAAACUGAAAAAAACGACAAGCUUGCUGUAAUCUUAUUCUAAUAAGCAGCUGUCUGAUCAAAACCCACUGAUUAACCAGCCCUACGCAAGAUGUAAUUAACAAAGUAAUGAUUUUAGCACCAUGCCGUUUGAGUACAAUGUCCUUAGAGGAGGACAGAAGGUCCAGAGAGCUCCCUCUGAUGGCACUUUUUUUUACCCAGCAUAACGGACCGAUAGAAAUCCCAAAAGAGUGGCACACCA